GGCUUUGGCUGGCCUCCAUCGUUCUCGACUAGUACAGCCCGGGCGCACGCAGAGACAGAGCAGAGGAGUAGCGAAACAUCCUGACGAAUCAGCAGGAGAGAAAAGUCGGCAACGUUCUCGACUAGUACACACCCGAUCGAAGAGGAAGAGGAAGAGGCUUGCUCUGCAUCCAGCAUAUAUUCCAUGGCGCCGGCAGACAUGGCGGAGCCGGCCAUGACGACGGUGAGCAGGGUGGAGGACGCGGGGCGGAUGUCGUCCAUAGAGUGGGAGCCCAAGACGCUCACCCUCGCCCAGAUCAAGUUCGCAAGGGAGGCGGCGCUGUACGUGGUGAGCACCAAGACGGAGCAGGAGGCGAUCAGGAUCUUCACCGAGGGUCUUAAGCCCGUGCGGAUCAUGGCCGUCAGCAAGUCCACUAGCUCCAUCGACUCCUCGUCGUCGGACGACGACGUCGAGCUCGGCGCCUGCUGCUGCUCCUCCACCAAAGGCUGUCGCGGUGGCGGGAGCAAAGGCGGCCGACGGCGCCGCUCCAUGGACGACAGGGACGUCGCUACAACGCCAUUCUAGCUAGCUAGCUAGCUACUUGUUCCUUUAUUUACACGUAAGGUCGUAGCUGUGUGCGUACUACUAGUUUACAUAUAUAGCUAGUAGAGUCUACUGCAUGUCUGUCUUUCCUUUUUUUUUCUUUUCCUCGAUCCCGCCUGUUUUAAUUACUUCCCUUUGGCUGGCCUGGUUUUGUUUAAAAUAGCCGGCGAGUUUGGAAUAGCGCGGCGAUUUUUUGAGGCAUAACUAGGCUCUCUUGAUUAGUACUUAGGGGGUGUUUGGUUUCUAGGGACUAAUUUUUAGUCUCUACAUUUUAUUCCAUUUUAGUUCCAAAAUUUCCAAAUAUGGAAACUAAAACUCUAUUUUAAUUUCUAUAUUUGACAAUUUAUAUACUAAAAUGGAAUAAAAUAAAGGGACUAAACAUUAGUCUCUUGAAACCAAACACCCCCUUAGCUUCGCUCCUUGCUUGGACACAAGAGAUGUAAAUACCAGAAAGCUGCUAGCACUGUACAUUACUGCCUU
Molecule: messenger RNA, 1062 nt
Organism: Zea mays
Lineage: Eukaryota; Viridiplantae; Streptophyta; Magnoliopsida; Poales; Poaceae
Exons: 2
Coding region: 184-564 (126 amino acids)
Source: RefSeq, marked predicted